This is a messenger RNA of Lolium perenne, 2704 nucleotides long. Its product is annotated as UDP-glucuronate:xylan alpha-glucuronosyltransferase 1. Gene Ontology annotation, molecular function: glycosyltransferase activity. The record is from RefSeq and is a predicted model, not a curated record. Lineage: Eukaryota; Viridiplantae; Streptophyta; Magnoliopsida; Poales; Poaceae.
CAGCUCUCGCUUACCACUUUUCUGCGCUAAGCUUCCUCUAGUAACAUUUUUCCCUUCUCUCUCUCUCUAUAAAACUCUGCCGCUGCUUCCCCUCUUCCGUGAGAGCUUUGCAGAGAGAGGCAGCCGGAGCCACACAAACAAAGCCACCGCCCGCCACCGACUAGCGGUUCUUCCUGCCGUUCUUGUUCUUGCCAUUGCUGCAGCCGCUUCCUUCACCGCUCCGCUCCGGAUGAGAAGCAGCGCAACCAGGGCGGCGACAGCGCGGUGGGCCUGAGGCUGGACGCUGGAGAGGCAGGCAGCUAGCUAGCCCAGGAGGAGUCUUGAGGCAGAACUGACAGCGAAAGAGAGCCGCCCUCAUGGGUUCCUUGGAGGCGCGGUACCGGCCGGCCGGAGCAGCUGAUGACACAGCGAAAAGAAGGACCCAGAAAAGCAAAAGUUUCAAAGAGGUUGAAAAGUUUGAUGUAUUUGUCCUAGAGAAAAGCUCCGGCUGCAAGUUCAGAUCCUUACAACUUCUGCUCUUCGCUAUCAUGUCUGCUGCAUUUCUGACGCUCCUAUACACUCCAUCUGUGUAUGAGCAUCAGUUACAGUCCAACUCUCGUUUUGUCAAUGUUGGAUGGAUAUGGGAUAAGACUAUCCCUGAUCCGCGAUAUGUAUCUUCUAUGGAUGUCCAGUGGGAGGAUGUGUAUAAAACUAUUGAAAAUCUGAAUGGUGGUGAGCUGAAGCUCAAGGUCGGGCUCUUAAAUUUUAAUAGCACUGAGUUCGGUUCUUGGACACAGUUGCUCCCAGAAAGCGAGUUCUCCAUCAUAAGGCUGGAACAUGCUAAGGAAAGCAUUACCUGGCAGACUCUCUAUCCUGAGUGGAUUGAUGAGGAGGAAGAAUCAGAUAUUCCAUCUUGUCCAUCGCUUCCAGAGCCUAAUUUUCCAAGAGGCACACACUUUGAUGUUAUUGCUGUGAAGCUUCCCUGUACCCGAGUUGGGGGGUGGUCAAGAGAUGUUGCGCGGUUGCAUUUGCAGUUGUCAGCGGCAAAAUUGGCCGUGACUGCAGCAAGAGGCAAUCGUGGGGUACAUGUGAUGUUUGUGACUGAUUGCUUCCCUCUUCCGAACCUCUUCUCGUGCAAGAAUCUGAAGAAACAUGAAGGCAAUGCUUGGCUAUACAAGCCUGACUUGAAGGCAUUAAAGGAGAAGCUUAGACUUCCUAUUGGAUCCUGUGAGCUUGCUGUUCCACUCAAAGCAAAAUCAAGGCUUUACUCGGUAGACAGACGCAGAGAAGCAUACGCUACCAUACUGCAUUCAGCAAGUGAGUAUGUCUGCGGUGCAAUCGCAGCAGCUCAGAGCAUUCGUCAAGCAGGAUCAACAAGGGACUUUGUUAUCCUUGUCGAUUCCACCAUAAGUGACCACCACCGGAAGGGCCUGGAAGCUGCAGGGUGGAAGGUCAGAAUCAUCGAGAGGAUCCGGAACCCAAAGGCUGAGCGUGAUGCUUACAACGAGUGGAACUACAGCAAGUUCCGGCUCUGGCAGCUCACUGAUUAUGACAAGAUCAUAUUCAUAGACGCCGAUCUCCUCAUCCUGAGAAACAUUGAUUUCCUGUUUGCGAUGCCGGAGAUCACUGCAACCGGCAACAAUGCAACACUCUUCAACUCCGGCGUCAUGGUUAUCGAGCCUUCAAACUGCACGUUCCAGCUGCUGAUGAACCACAUCAACGAGAUCACAUCCUACAACGGCGGCGACCAGGGUUACCUGAACGAGAUAUUCACGUGGUGGCACCGGAUCCCGAAGCACAUGAACUUCCUGAAGCAUUUCUGGGAGGGUGAUGAAGACGUGGUGAAGGCGAAGAAGACGCAGCUGUUCGGCGCGGACCCACCGCUCCUAUACGUGCUUCACUACCUGGGCCGCAAGCCGUGGCUGUGCUUCCGGGACUAUGACUGCAACUGGAAUGUCCCGAUACUGCGGGAGUUUGCCAGCGACGUCGCGCACACCCGGUGGUGGAAGGUGCACGACAAGAUGCCCAAGAAGCUGCAGAGCUACUGCCUGCUGAGGUCGAGGCUGAAGGCCGGGCUGGAGUGGGAGCGGCGGCAGGCCGAGAAGGCCAACUUCAUCGACGGGCACUUUAAGCGGAACAUCACCGACAAGAGGCUCAAGAUCUGCUUCGAGAAGUUCUGCUUCUGGGAGAGCAUGCUGUGGCAUUGGGGUGAGGCCCCCAACUCGACGAAGAAAGCCUUGACGACUCAGGCGCUGCCUAGUACCGCGAAGCUGUCGAGCUCGUGAGAUGUGUAGAUAUCGUCCGAACCCCCGAGAAAUUAGUAUACCAGAUACAGACUCCUCCCAAGCUCCAUACAUACAUAGCAGCAGCUUGUAAAGGUAGCUAUGCUCUCUCUCUUAGGCCGUUCCCCAACUACUACACCUUGUGUUUGCCGUCAUGCCUCAUCGCAGCGCAGCACUCGCUGCUGCUGCUGUUCGCGACGGCUAACGAUUUUUUGGUUUGUGGCUAAUAAUUCGUCAGUAUAGGUGGUUUUCCUGGGCAAGAGAAUUGUUUGGUCGAGUUAUUGUGAUGUCACAGUAGCUUAGUAUGAUGUUUGUGUAUGGUGGUUGAACUGUUCCGGGCGGUGGUGAUCUUCUGGGGUGAUGCAACCAACAUUAGAUUGCUGACCAGCAGACCACCGCUGCUGCUUUGUUUCGGUAUGGAAUAUGAUGAUGCUGAUUCGCCA